This is a messenger RNA of Neurospora hispaniola, 1685 nucleotides long. RefSeq names its product protein-tyrosine phosphatase-like protein. The coding region runs from base 210 to 1535 and encodes 441 amino acids. Gene Ontology annotation, molecular function: protein tyrosine/serine/threonine phosphatase activity. The transcript is spliced from 2 exons. The record is from RefSeq and is a predicted model, not a curated record. NCBI's taxonomy places the organism in Eukaryota, Fungi, Ascomycota, Sordariomycetes, Sordariales, Sordariaceae. Gene Ontology annotation, biological process: protein dephosphorylation. Gene Ontology annotation, cellular component: nucleus.
CACGGUAACCAACCCAUAUCGGGAAUCCCGCAGCGAUGAGGGGCAACAAAUGAUCGAGAAAUUUACUGAUACGCGACAGAAGCUGGACGAGCAACUCGCCUUGCGAUUGCUUCACAAACUUGACAUCUGGAUUCUUUGGUAGCGCCAAAUCGAACAGAACCCCAAAGUCAGUCGGAAAAUACCAAAAGUGACCCGAAAGACCGGUCGCAAUGGCGCUCAAUCGCAUCAAUGGGCGCGAAGAUCUCUUCGUAGGAGGCAUCUUCGGUGUCAACCGCGCCCGCUUAAUCGAAGAAAACAAGAUCACGCACAUCCUAUCCGUCAUCAACUACACCCUCCCCGCCGAUCCCGCGUUUCGCAAUGUCCAACAUCUUAGCAUCGACAUCGACGACGUGGAGGAGGCCGAUAUUUUGGUUCAUUUCCCCAAGAUGGUCCGCUUCAUCGAGCGCGGGUUGUACGGUGACGAAGCAGCUUCAAUAGCACUCGGGGGGGAUAAUGCGCCACUGGCUACUACGCCCGCGAGCGCGAGCGCAAAGAUCGAUGGCGACGACGAGGCAGCGCAGGACGCCGAGGCCAUAACCGCCGCGCCACCCACCAGCGCCACCGUAACAUCACAACAACAACAACAACAAACAAAACCCGGCGCUGUCCUAGUCCACUGCGCCAUGGGCAAAUCCCGCUCCGUCUCCGCCAUCGUCGCCUACCUCCUUUGGAAACACCCGCACCGCUUCGGCCGGUCCGACCCGUCCACGCCCGCGCGCCGCGCCGUCACGCAGGCCAUCAACUGGGUGCGACAGACACGACCUAUCGCUGAGCCCAACGACGGGUUCAUGGAGCAGCUAGAGCUAUGGUGGACCAUGGGCUGUCCUCUCGAAUCAGGCGACGACGCGGUCGAGAACCACCCUGCCUACCAGCGGUGGUUGUACAAGCGCGAGGUGGAGGACGCAACGAGGAUUGGCCGGGUGCCAGAUUGGAUCCGGUUCGAAGACGAGGAGGCUGCUAAGCUUGCUUCUGAGAACAACAGCUCCAAAGAGGCGGAGGCGGAUGGUGGUGGCGCGGCGUCGCUUAGUCUGCGAUGCAAAAAGUGUCGACGAACACUGGCGACGAAGCCGUUUAUUGUCUCGCACCACCAGGGGAAAGGAAAUAAAGAAAGGGACUGCGGACAUUACUUUGUCGAAGCCCUGUCGUGGAUGCGCCCGACGCUGGAGCAGGGUGAGCUGGAGGGCAGAUUAACGUGUCCGAACCCAAAAUGUUUGGCGUCCGUGGGGAGGUACACGUGGCAGGGGUUUAGAUGUAGCUGUGGCGACUGGAUCGCGCCGGCGUUCUCGCUGCAGAAGAGCAAAGUGGACGAGGCGACGUCGGCGCCGCAUCCAGGUGGUGCCGGUAUAGGGCCUGGCGGCGGCGGCGGCGGUGGGGCAGCUGCCGUGGCGGCGAGGAUGGCGGCGUUGGGGAUUAGGAUGCCGCCUGGUGGUCUGGCUGGACAACGAGCAGCUGGGGAGGGCGCGGGGACGGCGGGUGGACCUAAGGAGAACCUAUGAACGGGUUUUGUUCUUUGGGUGGGUAGAAGUCCAUGGCUAUCUUGCCGUAGACUGAUCAUCCCAUCGAUUCUUGCCUCCCAAGCAGAACGGCGGUAGGACCCAGAAGGACGUCCAAGAGGAGUUAUUAUACCUUGCCUGACGGCCUCGCAG